UGCAGUGCGCAUUGCCGCUCCCGGCUUUCUUUUCUUUUGUUCAUCGACGCUCAGCCCCCGCCAUGGUCUCGUUUUCCUUUUUGCAGCAGCACAAGAGCCCGUACGAGCUCGACGCCAUCGUCGACCUCGCCCAGCCCUCGUUUUGGAUUGCGGCAGCGUCAAUCUGCUUCAACCCGCUCUACUGGAACAUUGUCGCCCAGAAUGAGUACAACAACAAGACACUGACGAAGCUCCUCGGCGGCCGGCGCUACCUCGGCUGCUACCUCCUGGGCGCCUCCAUCUUCCUCCUCGGCAUCCUCCGCGACCACCUCUACAAUGCCGCGCUGGCCACGCAGCCGCACAAUGCGCUGCUCGCCCACCCGCUCGCCAAGGCGCUUGGCGCGGCUCUCUUUGCCGCCGGCCAGGUCUUUGUUCUCAGCAGCAUGUGGGCCCUCGGCAUCACCGGCACCUACCUCGGCGACUACUUUGGCAUCCUCAUGGACGACAUCGUCACUGGCUUUCCCUUUAAUGUCAUGGGCGACCCCAUGUACUGGGGCAGCUCCAUGUGCUUUGUCGGCGUGGCCCUGUGGUUCGCCAAGCCCGCCGGCCUGCUCCUCAGCGCCCUCGUCGUCGUCGUGUACACAGUUGCGCUCCGCUUCGAGGGCCCCUUUACCGCCAACAUCUACGCCCAGGCCGCGCGGGAAAAGAGCCGGACAAAGACCAUCGACGACCUCCGCAGCGUCGACGGCCCCGCGCGGGGGACGAGGAGCAGCGCCGCCAACAGCCCGGCGCCGGCCACGCGGCGGACGCGCUCGUCGAAAAAGUCAGACUGAGGCGCUUCAUUCACUUGACACGCAAACAAAAAGAGGCGAUUCAACUCUUCCUCACCGUCGCUGCUACGUGCAACUCUCUUAUCCCCUUGUACCAAAGUCACCCGGAUCACGCCUUUUCUCUCUUCUCUCUCUCUCUCUUUCACUCUUUCACUCUGUCACACUCUCUUUCUUUUGUCGUAAUUAGAUUCUUUGCUGCUCUG
Messenger RNA from Acaromyces ingoldii, 1012 nucleotides. RefSeq names its product putative OPI3-methylene-fatty-acyl-phospholipid synthase. The transcript has 4 exons. The record is from RefSeq and is a predicted model, not a curated record. Gene Ontology annotation, molecular function: S-adenosylmethionine-dependent methyltransferase activity. NCBI's taxonomy places the organism in Eukaryota, Fungi, Basidiomycota, Exobasidiomycetes, Exobasidiales, Cryptobasidiaceae. The coding region runs from base 63 to 812 and encodes 249 amino acids. Gene Ontology annotation, biological process: phosphatidylcholine biosynthetic process.